Messenger RNA from Salvia miltiorrhiza (redroot sage), 1425 nucleotides. Its product is annotated as purple acid phosphatase 17-like. NCBI's taxonomy places the organism in Eukaryota, Viridiplantae, Streptophyta, Magnoliopsida, Lamiales, Lamiaceae. The transcript is spliced from 7 exons. Gene Ontology annotation, molecular function: ferric iron binding; acid phosphatase activity; ferrous iron binding. The coding region runs from base 393 to 1376 and encodes 327 amino acids. The record is from RefSeq and is a predicted model, not a curated record.
AUUUAAAUUUCCUUGAACGAAACUGUUAUGAUUCCUUUUGCGUAAAGAUUUAAGAACAACAAAAAACUAAGCUCCGUUAAUCCAAUGUAGCCCUAUAAAUUAUAGAAUGUUGAAAAUCAAUUCAAUAUACCAUACAAAAGCUGACAUUAAAUCAUCAUCAUAUACUAGUUAUGAAUCCAAUAAACCAAUCAUAAAUAUUUGCUCAUAUCAAUAGAAUAAAAUAAAAAAUUGCUCAUCUAAAACGUUCCUAUAUAAAUCUUCGACUCCAUAAAAAAUUAACUAGAAAAUUAGCGUCACUUUCCAUAUUCUCCCUCUGUAUCUGUGUAUCUGGUUUUUAGCUCUCUUCUCCCAACAAACUCGUUCUUCUAAAUACAGAAACAAAACACAGAGCCAUGGGGAGUUACCACAAAACCAUGGUUCUGUUAGUCGUAUUGUUAAUUGUUUGCAGAAUCUCAGCGGAUUUGGAAAGAUUCGAACAGACCACAAAAGGCGACGGAACGCUCCGAUUUCUGGUCGUCGGAGAUUGGGGAAGAAAGGGUGAAUUCAACCAAUCACGAGUUGCUUUUCAGAUGGGAAGAAUAGGUGAAAAAAUGGACAUAGAUUUUGUGGUGUCAACUGGUGAUAAUUUCUACGAUAAUGGAUUGAAGGGCGUGGAAGAUCCAAACUUUGUUGAUUCUUUCACCGAUAUUUACACGGCCAAGAGCCUCCAAAAGCAGUGGUUUAAUGUUUUGGGGAACCAUGAUUACAGAGGUGAUGCGGUGGCCCAGCUGAGCCCAUUGCUUAGAAAAAUCGACAGUAGAUGGCUUUGCUUGAGGUCCUUUAUUGUCAAUGCAGAGCUAGCAGAAUUGUUCUUCGUGGACACCUCUCCAUUUGUGGAUGAGUAUUUCACAAAUCCAGGUGAUCAUGUGUAUGACUGGCGCGGCGUGUCCCCUGUAAAAACCUAUAUUGCCCACUUACUAAAAGAUCUUGAAUUAGCAUUGGAGAAUUCGAAAGCGACAUGGAAAAUUGUGGUGGGUCAUCAUGCCAUUCGAAGUGUGAGCCACCAUGGCGACACUCUAGAGCUUGUAGAUCAGCUUCUUCCAAUUCUUCAGGCCAACGAUGUUGAUCUUUAUAUCAACGGACACGAUCAUUGCCUCCAACGCAUCAGCGACACCAAAAGCCCGAUCCAAUUCUUGACGAGCGGGGCCGGGUCGAAAGCGUGGAGGGGGGAUGUGAAUACAUCCAACGAUCAAGGUUUGAAAUUCUUCUAUGAUGGCCAAGGAUUCAUGUCUGUUGAUCUCACAUAUACUCAUGUUGUAAUUAUAUUUUACGAUGUCUUUGGUUCAAUUUUGCAUAGAUGGACAAUGUCCAAACCCCUACUUCAUUCCAUAAUGUAAAUAUUUAACCCACGUUUUAAACAACUAGUAGUACUACUAUUUUUUAUUC